This is a messenger RNA of Terrapene triunguis (Three-toed box turtle), 1473 nucleotides long. It is a transcript of the gene KCTD17, whose product is annotated as potassium channel tetramerization domain containing 17. The coding region runs from base 1 to 750 and encodes 249 amino acids. Gene Ontology annotation, molecular function: cullin family protein binding. The transcript has 5 exons. Gene Ontology annotation, cellular component: Cul3-RING ubiquitin ligase complex; cytoplasm. Lineage: Eukaryota; Metazoa; Chordata; Testudines; Emydidae. The record is from RefSeq and is a predicted model, not a curated record. Gene Ontology annotation, biological process: protein homooligomerization; proteasome-mediated ubiquitin-dependent protein catabolic process.
AUGAGGAUGGAAGGAGGGGAGGAAACGCAGGCUCCAGAGAGGGUGUCUUUGACCUGGGAGAGCCACCCGCCGCAGCCCGCAAACAGCAGCCGGGCUAAGUGGGUCCGGCUGAACGUCGGGGGCACGGUUUUCCUCACCACCAGGCAGACCUUGUGCCGGGAGCAGAAAUCGUUCCUCUGCCGCUUGUGCCAGGGGGAGGAGCUGCAGUCAGACCAGGAUGAGACUGGUGCAUACCUUAUAGACCGGGACCCCACAUAUUUUGGACCCAUCCUGAAUUUCCUCCGUCAUGGCAAGCUGGUACUGAAUAAAGACAUGGCUGAGGAGGGGGUUCUAGAAGAAGCUGAAUUCUAUAACAUCGGCCCUUUAAUCAGAAUAAUCAAGGACAGACUGGAGGAGAAGAACUACACCGUAACACAGGUGCCUCCGAAGCAUGUGUACCGGGUGCUGCAGUGCCAGGAAGAAGAGCUCACUCAGAUGGUUUCCACUAUGUCAGAUGGAUGGCGCUUUGAGCAGCUGGUGAAUAUUGGGUCAUCCUAUAACUAUGGGAAUGAGGACCAGACAGAGUUCCUGUGCGUAGUCUCCAAAGAGCUGUACAACUCACCCAAUGGCCUGAGCUCUGAGCCUAGCCGCAAAGCCAAGGUGAGACCAACCUGCACUUCACCGUCCUUGUUAAUGGCUUGUCUUCAUCACCAUAAGAGCCUCUUCUCUGUUUCCUCCCUCCCCCUCAGUGGUGGGCUAACCAGGUGGUGAAAUGUCAUGGCCUGUCCCUUUGUUCAGAGUCAUGAAGUGCUACCUCCUAAAGAACAGGACCUUGUGUGUGUGGCAAAUCACUAUAACAAGGUACCCCUGUCCUUCUCGUGCCUCCCCAGUCUGCCUCCUCAUCUCUCUUCCUACCCACGCUGAGUGUGUCACUAUCAUCAGACCCAUCAGUGUGGGAAUACCCAUAAUGCUUUGCAGUGGGUACCUUUGUUUGCUGACUAGAGGACCACAUCCUCUUUCUGGAGAGUAAGGAACGCUUUCUCCACUGAGCUGUGGUGUGUGGAAAUGGGAAGCAUUCUCCUCACCGUCAGGCCAGAGAGGGAGGGGAGAAACUCCGUUGGGGCACACUUUCUUGGUAGAUACAGACACACAGAACAUGGGAAGGACCAAAAUCCAUCGGUCCCCGACAACCCUCUGCAUUUCUAUGUGGGGAGACGUACCUGCCUGAUUCCCAUGGACAAUCCCUGCUCAGGGUUCCAGAGGAAGCCUGAAUUUCUCUGAACCCUAAAGGUCUUCAAGCCAUUCCUCCCUAUACCCAAAUCUGGCCGCUGCUUUGAGCCCUUGCGCAUGAGCAAGAAUCACCAUGGCAGAUCUUGCAAGUGUCUCCGAUCUUUCUUCCCUUUGUACUGCAUGCUGGGCCGCAGAGCACAGAGGAGGAUCCAGAGGAGGAAGAGCAGGAGGAGGAGGAGGCAGAGGAGAAAGGUGCAUCAAAUC